Spinacia oleracea (spinach) is the source of this 1155-nucleotide messenger RNA. RefSeq lists its product as uncharacterized. The record is from RefSeq and is a predicted model, not a curated record. The coding region runs from base 1 to 1155 and encodes 384 amino acids. Lineage: Eukaryota; Viridiplantae; Streptophyta; Magnoliopsida; Caryophyllales; Amaranthaceae. The transcript has a single exon.
AUGGCCGGAAACGCUACUUCAUCCGACGACAUCACUCGCCGCUUCGAAGCCAUGGAGCAGCGCAUCAGCAUCCUCCAAAGGGAAAACGAAGCGCUGCAAUCCCAAGUCAGGUCUACCGCCUCCAUCGCCACCGGAUCCAGGUUCCAAUACCGACGCGACACCUCCGGGCUGAACCGCCGCUUGGAUCUCGAUGCUGCCCCGGAUCACCCCCUCCACGUACCCUUUGGCGAACCUGGAGGUCCUGUUCUCCAGCAGAUCCGCGAGUUCGAUCCACUCCCGAUUCAUCCCCGCUCUAACCCGAGUUGGCUUCCCCCACCUCCAACUCAACCAUUUUCCGCAGGAACAUCGACGACAACCGUCACCACGACGGCUGCUCGGGUCAUCCCGUCUCAGGCCGGCACGACGACAUCCGCCAUGAUGUCGAUCCCUACCUCCGCUCCAGCAUCCCGACCGUUACCUCCCCCAAUGGUGACCAUGUCGAUGCCUCUACCCGUUUCACUCCCAACACCAGGAUUGGCGCCGGUAGCUCAGAUGCAACGGGACCAGAUCCUCUCCCAGCAAGUCAUCCAACCCGUUGUCAACGUAGUCGCUUCGGCACCAGGAGCGCUCCCCCAGUUGAUGACAGCUCCCCCAGCCAGCCAGGCGCCACAAACAGUGUUGCCAAGCGCACUAAUGCGACCUGACUCUUCUCGAAACUAUUCUCCAUACACUCCUCUUAACAGUUCAGUCGCUCCGGUUAGUCACGGCUUUGUAACGCCUUUCCCUUAUGUUGCAGGUACCCACGCGACUCAAGGAACGCCCCAAUAUAUGCAGCAAGUGGUACCGCAGUUUACUCCCCACCAGCCUCAUGGCGUAUACCCCCAAAAUACCUAUUAUCAGCAUCUCCACGCCAGUAUUCCCGAAACCUUCAGCCCACUUGUCCCGGUGCUCAACAGCAUCUGCGAGAACACCAAUUACCAACUCCAACAAAUUAUGACCAUGAUAAACAAAAUUCCAGGAGUACCCACACCAAUCAAAGAAGCCACCCUAGACAGUUAUGCCGACUCGCCGUACGCUGAUCCCAUUGAUGCAAUAGACAUCCCUACACGGUACAGUCCACCCAAUAUGCCUAUGUAUGACGGGACGUCCGAUCCAAGAGAACAUAUCCUGACCUAA